Messenger RNA from Rubroshorea leprosula, 1086 nucleotides. Lineage: Eukaryota; Viridiplantae; Streptophyta; Magnoliopsida; Malvales; Dipterocarpaceae. The record is from the annotation of a GenBank genome assembly.
AGGGCUACUCCACCUAUUGCCAAUUGGUUUUAGGUUGGAUGCAAGCCUUGUGUUGAGCCCACAUGCAGGAUUUUCAUCAUGGUAUCAGAGCAAGGUUUCUAAACACCUAAGGCUAAUUUGACAACAAGAGUUUGCUGCAACCAAACUAUUUGACAGCAAGUCUUUGCUACAUUCAUCAACAGCGUGACAACAAGCCUUUGCUGCAUCUAUCAUUAACGAAAUGGCUGAGACUCCUAAUACCGAAACCAAACCGGCAGGGGGAGCUAUGACAGUAGAAGCAAGGACAGGAAUUCAUCUAGAUUCUCCAUACUAUCUUCAUCCCAGCGAUGAUCCUGGAAGAAUCCUUGUCACCACUCCAUUGAAUGGAGAGAACUACCACACUUGGAGGAAGGCAAUGCAAAAUGCCCUUUACUCCAAAAACAAGAUGGGCUUUGUGGAUGGAACUCUAAAGAAACCAGAUGCAAAAUCACUCGAGAUGCUUGCUUGGACCAAAUGCAACUCGAUGGUGGUCUCUUGGAUUUUGAACACCCUCAUCAAGGAACUAUAUGAUAGUGCAGCGUAUGCUGAUAGUGCCAAGGAGAUAUGGGACAAUCUCAAGGAACGGUUCUCUCAAGGGAAUGCAACACGAGUACAUGAAUUAAAGUUGGAAUUAGCAAAUCUCACUCAACAAACAAGGUCAGUGGCUGCAUACUAUACCAAAAUGAAGCCAAUUUGGGACGAAUUGCAAGCCUAUGAUCCAAUCCCCACAUGUUCGUGCGGAUGUACCUGUGGUGCAGCCAAAGAUUUCACUAAAUCCAAAGAAGUAGAGAAGGUUCACCAAUUUUUAAUGGGACUGAAUGACAAUUUUUCCACCAUGAGAUCAUAGAUUCUAAACAUGGAGCCAUUGCCAUCCUUGAACAAAGUUUAUGCCAUGGCAACCAAGGAGGAAAGACAAUAGGCAGUGGCCUCUGCAAGAUCUCCAAUGAUUGAGGCUACAACCUUAGCAGCUAAGAGUCAUUCCAACAUGCGCACCAAUGCAUCAGGGAAGCCACGGUGUGAUCAUUGCAAAAAGGUUGUUCUUACAAAGGAUAAAUGUUUUGAGAUAAU